Messenger RNA from Trichophyton rubrum CBS 118892, 405 nucleotides. RefSeq lists its product as uncharacterized. Bases 1 to 405 code for a protein of 134 amino acids. Gene Ontology annotation, molecular function: 2 iron, 2 sulfur cluster binding. Gene Ontology annotation, cellular component: nucleus; cytosol. The transcript is spliced from 2 exons. Lineage: Eukaryota; Fungi; Ascomycota; Eurotiomycetes; Onygenales; Arthrodermataceae. Gene Ontology annotation, biological process: intracellular iron ion homeostasis. The record is from RefSeq and is a predicted model, not a curated record.
AUGUCCUUCCGCCUCGCCUCCCGCAUACUACCAGCCCUCCGCCGGCCAACCGUCAUCACAACCCCGAGAGGAACAACCCCAAACCUCUUCGGCCCAGAUUAUUCAUACUCUACCAUGGCCCAACCGGCGCCUAACGAGCCGCAGUUUGCACCGGCCGUAACGCCCGACUCCAUCAAGUCCAUUCUUACAAACAAGCUUGAGGCACAGCAUGUAGAAGUCGAGGAUCUAUCAGGAGGUUGCGGCCAAGCGUUCCAGGCGAUAAUAGUAUCCCCGCAGUUCGAGAGCAAGACGACGCUUGCACGGCACCGACUGGUCAACUCUGCGCUGAAGGCCGAGAUAGCAGCCAUCCACGCGUGGACGCCCAAAUGCUAUACGCCCGAGCAAUGGGAGAAGACGAAGCAGUAG